Messenger RNA from Camelina sativa (false flax), 694 nucleotides. The record is from RefSeq and is a predicted model, not a curated record. Lineage: Eukaryota; Viridiplantae; Streptophyta; Magnoliopsida; Brassicales; Brassicaceae.
UCUUCAAAUUCAAACUUCAUUUCUUCCCCUCUCUGAGAUUUCAAUUUCCGCCAUGGACAAAACACAACUGAUCUUGCUAGGACUACCGUUUUUCUUGUUUUGCACUGAUAUCUUCAAUCUAUUCACUCCUCCACUGUCGAAAUCUCAACACCACCCUCCAGAAACCCUAGAUUUCCCAUUACAGAAGUCGAGUGGUGUUGGAGUUGGAAACACCGUAGAGAUCAAUUUCUGCGUCUCCUGCUCUUACAAGGGAACUGCAGUAACCAUGAAGAAGAUGUUAGAGAGCUUUCCUGGAUUAGAUGUACUUCUUGCGAACUACCCUGCACCAGCGGUGAAGCGGCUUUUCGCUAAGGUUGUGCCAGUUGCUCAGAUGGGAGUCAUUGGUCUUAUAAUGGGAGGUGAACAUAUAUUUCCUAUGAUGGGAAUUGCACAUCCUCCUGCUUGGUACCACUCUUUGAGAGCGAAUAGAUUCGGGUCCAUGGCCUCCACUUGGCUUCUUGGUAACUUUCUGCAGUCUUUCCUGCAAAGUUCAGGCGCCUUUGAAGUUAGUUGCAAUGGGGAAUUGGUGUUCUCUAAAUUGAAAGAAGGUAGUUUUCCAGGGGAGAUCGAGUUGAGAGAUCUCAUCAGCAGAACCCUUACGAAACCAUUCGUCACAUGAAGCUACUAUGUAGUCUUCCACUCUAGAAGGUUCUGA